This is a messenger RNA of Protopolystoma xenopodis, 372 nucleotides long. Lineage: Eukaryota; Metazoa; Platyhelminthes; Monogenea; Polystomatidea; Polystomatidae. The record is from the annotation of a GenBank genome assembly.
AUGGAUUCUCGAAUACUGUACAGGGCAAAUAAAUGGGCGAAUUACGCUAUCCUUCUUCUCCAGGGGCGUGUUCUAGUUAUGGUCAGUAGUGAAGGUCUGGUUUUCGAAGCCGGUCCCUUUAUGCUUUUUGGAGAAACAGUGUUUAAGAAAGUUAAUGAGCUCUUCAGCCAGCUUUCUGAUUCCACUGACCCCUCGAUUCAAUCCGCUAAAUUGGCUACAGAAGCUCGAUUUAUGCCCGAUUAUACGGUUACUGCACAAACAAAUCUUCAAUACCUUCGCAUCACUGCAGAGCACUAUAUGUUAGCUCGAAGACUGACUACUCUGCAACAGCGUUCUGGUAAGGCAUGCUCAAAUCGUAUUAUUUUGGCUUAA